Arachis stenosperma is the source of this 1326-nucleotide messenger RNA. RefSeq lists its product as uncharacterized. The transcript has 2 exons. Lineage: Eukaryota; Viridiplantae; Streptophyta; Magnoliopsida; Fabales; Fabaceae. The coding region runs from base 1 to 1326 and encodes 441 amino acids. The record is from RefSeq and is a predicted model, not a curated record.
AUGGCAUCAGAAUCUGAAGGUGACUGGGAGCAAGCUAAUUAUGUGAACAAUUCAUCCAGAGCACCAUAUGACCCACACUCUAAGACAUGCAACCUAGGUUGGAAGAACCACCCAAACUUUGGGUGGAGAAAUCAACAAAACCACAACCAGGACCACAACAAGCCUUAUCCAUCAAAUCAGCAUCCCAACCACAACCCCAAGUAUCAAACAGGGAAUCAUAGACCCUACCAUAACUCACAAAAUACAUUAUACCAUAACAACCAACCCAUACACAACAACCUCAAUCAAGAUGCACCAUCCUCAACUAUGCAACCAUGCGAAAUCAAGAGCAACUUUGAGAUGAUAGGGGCUGCAAUAACACAACUAUCAUCCCAGAUUUCAGGGGUAGUCUCCUCCCUCAUGGACAGACAAGCACAAACUGAUAGAAGGAUAUAUGCUAAUCAAGAGGAAUACAGGUCAAAUCUGAAAAAUCAAGGCGCAGCAAUCUCAAAGUUAGAGGCACAAGUGGGGAUUUUGUCCAAGCAAAUCCUACUUUCCACACACACAUUUCCUAGCGAUACCAUGGCUAACCCAAGAGGGGAAUGCAAAGCCAUAACUCUGAGAAGUGGGAAGGUUGUAGAGGAAGGAGCCCCAAGCAAAGAUAAUCAUGAAGAGGUUGCACCAAAACAUGGGAGCGAGGAUGAAGAGGAGAUCCCAACUUCACCUCCACCAAAAUCAGUUUUGAAGCCCUAUGUGCCAAAGGCACCAUACCCACAAAGACUGAGAAAAGAUGGGAAGGAUGGCCAGUUCUCUAAGUUCCUAGAGAUCUUCAAGAGGCUCCAAAUCAACAAACCAUUUGCUGAGGCAUUAGAACAAAUGCCACUCUACGCCAAGUUCUUAAAGGAGCUUAUAACCAAAAAGAGGAACUGGGAGGCAAAAGAAACCAUAGUGUUGACUGAGGAAUGCAGCGCUAUCAUACAGAAGAAGUUGCCUCAAAAGCUGAAAGACCUAUGGAGUUUUCAAAUCUCCUGCAUCAUAGGGGACAUCACUAUUGAGAAAGCUUUGUACUUGCUAGUGAAAGUAGGAGAAUUCAUCUUCCCUACUGAUUUCGUUUUGCUGGACAUCGAAGAAGAGGCCAACACGUCAAUUAUCCUAGGAAGACCAUUUCUAGCUACUACUGGAGCCAUCAUUGAUGUACAGAAAGGGGAACUAGUCUUGAGAUUGCAUGAAGAGAAAAUGGUCUUCAACGUCUUUAAAGCAAUGAGUUACCCCAAUGAACCCAUAGAAGAAUGUAUGCUGGUAGACACCAUGGAACAGAUAGUUCAAGAAGUCAUGGGAGAAGAAUAA